Lactuca sativa (garden lettuce) is the source of this 765-nucleotide messenger RNA. RefSeq names its product glycine-rich RNA-binding protein 4 (gene GRP4). Gene Ontology annotation, molecular function: RNA binding. Lineage: Eukaryota; Viridiplantae; Streptophyta; Magnoliopsida; Asterales; Asteraceae. The record is from RefSeq and is a predicted model, not a curated record.
AAGCCGCACAAGUUGCAAACUCCAAAAGCAUAAGCCAUACCCAUUUGCGAACGGCGGCUUUUCUUUAUAUAAAUAAGCAGAUAAACCCUAUUUCAUCACUCCAGUGCCAUAAACCCUAGCCGCUUUCUCUCUCCUUGAACCCUAAUUACUUCCAAGAUUGUUGAAAUGGCUUUCUACAAUAGAAUCGGUAGUCUCAUGAAGCAAACAGUUUCCCAAAACUCUGUAUCAAAUGGACAAAUAACAGGACCUUCAAUGUUCAACGCUAUUCGCUGCAUGUCUUCAAAGCUUUUUAUUGGUGGUCUUUCUUAUCAGACUGAUGAUCAUUCCUUGAAGGAAGCAUUUUCUGGAUUUGGUGAAGUUGUUGAAGCCAGAGUUAUUACUGACAGAGAGUCAGGGAGGUCUAGGGGAUUUGGUUUUGUUAGCUACAACAGCGAAGAUUGUGCCAAGGAGGCUAUGACAGCCAUGGAUGGACAGGAACUUAAUGGGCGAAGUGUUCGUGUUAGUCUUGCAACAGAGCGCGCUCCACGGACAGGUGGAUUUGGAGGUGGUGGCGGUGGUGGUGGUUAUAACCGUGAUGCUGGAAAUGACCGCUACUAAGAACCCUAUGUUUUUAUGCAAUAACAAAGUUAUAUCUCGUAUUUUGAACACAAGAUUAUUGAUUUUUUUUUUCUUUUUUUGCAAGGAGUUAUAUGAACUGAUUAGUAUUAUUAGUAUGUAAUCAUGUAAUCAUAAUCUUUUGUGUGCAACUUUAUCUCCAUUCAUAUG